AUGUUUAUUUAUAUAUUUAUGGGAUUCCCUCUGCCUCCCUCUCUUUUUCUCUCGGUUGCCAUUAGCAGUAUUCAAGUAUUUAUUUAUUUAUAUGGAGAGGGUGUGUGUAUCUGUGUGUGUGUGAUAUGUGUGUUUGGGGAGGAGGGGAAACUUCUAAAGUAUUUUUGUGCAUCUCUCUUUUUUUUUCCCCUCAUGUCUCUAUGGAUGGAAUUUGAGAGGCUGGAUGUGGGUGGGGAUGUUUGCCUUUUCCCUGAAAGGGAGAGACUUAGAGCUCUAAGCUUGGAACACACUGGAGGUGGCACAGAAGCACUUCAGGCCAAAGAUUCAGGCCCAAGAUUCAGGCCCAAGUCGGGUGAAGUUCAGGCUUCCGCCCCAGUCCCCCUGCCUACCAGUUACCUAACUGAAGUACCAAAAAGGUGA
Rangifer tarandus platyrhynchus (Svalbard reindeer) is the source of this 420-nucleotide messenger RNA. The record is from the annotation of a GenBank genome assembly. Lineage: Eukaryota; Metazoa; Chordata; Mammalia; Artiodactyla; Cervidae.